Molecule: messenger RNA, 3998 nt
Organism: Hemicordylus capensis (graceful crag lizard)
Lineage: Eukaryota; Metazoa; Chordata; Lepidosauria; Squamata; Cordylidae
Gene: SLC37A1
Product: solute carrier family 37 member 1
Exons: 21
Coding region: 495-2072 (525 amino acids)
Biological process (GO): glucose-6-phosphate transport; phosphate ion transmembrane transport
Cellular component (GO): endoplasmic reticulum membrane
Molecular function (GO): glucose 6-phosphate:phosphate antiporter activity
Source: RefSeq, a predicted model, not a curated record
UUCUCUGCAGCAGAAGACCCCUUGCUGCCCUGCUUAACCCAGACCAGCAUUUGCCAGCCUCUGGCCAUGCCUCACAGCUCCUUCUGCCGUCAGAGGAGCGAGAGGGAGGGAGGAGGAGGAGGUCGUGACGGGCAGAGCCGGUUCUUCUCUGUGUGUGUGUGUGUCACUGGCAGUAUCCCUCGAGCAGUGCAAGUUAAGGACUGGGUCGGCUGGAAUGGAAAGAAAGAAGCCGCUCCCGGCAGCGCAGCUCAACCAGGAAGUCGCCGAGGGCUGCCAGGAAAAGGCGCCUCCCCGUCGCUGAUCGCUGGAAGGGGGAACCAGCAGCGUCAUCCCCUCAGGGAGAAGAGCUAGCUACUCAUAAUGAUGGUUGAUGACAUCAAGGAAGAGAUGUAAAGUGAUAUUUGUUUUACUGGCAACUUGGAACUAAGCUGGCAGUCAAAGAAGAAGAUCUGAAGCACCUGAGUAACUAAAUUUUGAAACUUGUAUUUGAGUAAAUGGCUGAGCUUCCACCUGGAAUUCAUCUGAUCACUUCAUUUACAAGAGAUCAGUGGUACAGAGCUUUCACAUUUGUCUUGACUUUUAUGCUAUAUGUUAGUUUCCACUUAUCAAGGAAACCAAUCAGCAUAGUUAAGGGAGAGCUACAUAAGCACUGUAUUGUUCUGCAGUAUGUUGAGCACAAAACUUCCACAGAAAAUGCUAUCCAUAUUCAGCCUGUUAAAACGACAUUUAAUGAGUCUCAUUGUGGUUGGGAGCCUUUUGAUAAGAGCAACUACAAACAAUUGUUGGGAGCAAUGGAUUAUUCAUUCCUGUGUGCUUAUGCAGUUGGAAUGUAUCUGAGUGGCAUAAUAGGGGAGCGCUUGCCUAUCCGAUAUUAUCUCACAGGAGGGAUGUUUGCUAGUGGACUCUUCACUGCAAUGUUUGGAUUGGGCUAUUUCUAUAAUAUACACAAUCUGUGGUUUUACAUUGUGGCUCAGAUAGCUAAUGGAUUGGUGCAGACAACUGGCUGGCCGAGUGUGGUUACAUGCAUUGGCAACUGGUUUGGGAAGGGAAGGAGAGGAUUGAUAAUGGGAUUGUGGAAUUCCCAUACUUCAGUGGGGAAUAUUUUAGGAUCCCUAAUAGCUGGCUACUGGGUAUCUACCUGCUGGGGUCUGUCUUUUGUGGUACCUGGUAUUAUAAUAUCUGUCAUGGGAAUAGUCUGUUUCCUGUUUCUUAUUGAACAUCCAAAGGAUAUAAACUCUACAGGUACAUCAUUUGAUAAUUCAAAAAGUUACAUGAAUGGACUCAAAACUCAGAAACCAAAAUUAAAUCCUAAGAAAGCAUGCUCAUUUCAGGAUCCAGAGAUGCAGUGCCUACUAUCUGUCGAUGAGAACUACAAAAAGCCACUGAGUCUUAACAAUGACGUCUGUGAGAAAAGUGAAAACGGAAAAUCGGCUAUAAGUUUCACUGGAGCUUUGCGAAUACCUGGGGUUGUAGAGUUCUCUCUCUGUCUGUUAUUUGCCAAACUGGUCAGCUACACUUUUCUUUUCUGGCUUCCAUUGUAUAUCACAAAUGUAGAACACCUUGAUGCCAAAAAAGCAGGUGAUCUUUCCACGCUAUUUGAUGUUGGGGGAAUUUUUGGUGGAAUAUUGGCCGGCAUGAUAUCAGACCGACUGAAGAAAAGGGCUUCAACUUGUGGGAUGAUGCUGUUGAUUGCAGCACCCACACUGUAUAUAUUUUCUACAAUCAGUAAAAUGGGUUUUGAAGCCACCGUAGUUAUGCUGCUCAUCUGUGGAGCUCUUGUAAAUGGCCCUUAUGCAUUGAUCACAACAGCUGUCUCAGCUGAUUUGGGUACCCAUAAAAGUCUUAAAGGAAAUGCAAGAGCACUUUCCACAGUUACAGCCAUCAUUGAUGGAACAGGUUCUGUAGGUGCUGCUCUGGGACCCCUGUUAGCUGGUCUUCUCUCUCCCUCUGGCUGGAACAAUGUAUUUUACAUGCUGAUAGCAGCGGAUGCCUGUGCCUUAUUAUUCUUACUCCGUCUUAUACAAAAGGAACUUCGAUGUAGGAUGGAUCAGACACUGUUUAAAGAACACUGAAUUUCAAACGAGGCACGAAGUCCGUGGUUAAAUUUAUUUUUAAAGACUUUGGCUGUGUUCCAGAGAGCCUAUUUACUCCCCUGAGAAGUGCUAAAAAUAAAUGCAGGAAAAGGAAUCUUUGUUGCACAUGUUUCUCUGGAUCAUAGUCUUUAUGGGAGUGUUCUUCUGCAUUUGAGCUGCAUUUCCUGGAAUGAUUUGCACAUUUUUGGAAGAAGAUUUUGAAAUUCACCCCCUCCCCCUUUAUUUUGCACAAGUACCAAUAUCUCAGGAAGGCAAGUGUUCUCAAAAAAGGAAAUGGAGCAACUUAGUUAUUUUAUACCUGAACUUAAGCCAAAGAAAAUGUGCCUUGAUAUUCAUUGUGAUAGAAUGUCUUUAAGUUAAUGUUAUGCUGCAUGGUUGUGUUUAGGUUCUUUUCAUAGAAUUCAAACAGAUUUGAGAACAAAAGAGCUAAGAGAACUUUGGAUGCCAGUUUGAAAUGUGCUAAGAAGAAUUAACAAAAUACUGAGUAAAGUGUCCUUCAUGUAAUGUCAUUAGGAAUGCUGUUCUGUGCUACCUAUUUUUUAUAAGAAAGCAGGCUGUUCUGUUAUCCAACGUUAAUGACUAACUUUCCAUGCUACACAGUCCCAAACACAACAUCUUGUAUGUAUUAUUUUGGAACAUUAUGGGUUGUAACCAAAGAAGGUUUGUCAUGACUUAGUGCCAUUGAAAUCAAUGAGACAAGUUAAGUCAUGACUCACUAAAGUCCAUGAAUUUCAAUGAGACUUAAUUAUGACUACCUUUCUUUGGACACCAUGUGCCACACAUAGUGGCUAUACAGUGACGCUGCAAUGAUUCCAUCUCUUACUUCUGGAGCUCGUCUCGCUGACUUGAGUGAGUAAGCAAUUGGAGAACUGCAGCAAAACAACAAAUUAUUGUAGCAUGACAUAUUUAUUUUUAGCAUAAGUUUCUGUGAACUAGAGCCAAUUUCAUCAGAUGAAUCGGAUGAAAGUUGACUCUAGUCCACAAAACUUACACUAAAAUAAAUGUGUUAAAGGUGCUACAUUUUUGCGGCAACUAACUAACAUGACUAUCCCUCUGGAAACUGUAAUGAGACAGUAGCAUCUGGUGGACCAUUGGUUCCCUGACUGGGUAGUGUUGAUUGAAAAGAAGGCUCAGUGAUGAAUCCAUGAUCUAUGGCAUACAUUUACUUGUCAGGCCAUAAUUUAAAGUAAAUGUACAGCUUUGGUCCCCCACAAAACUGCAGAUUAAAGUUGCUGAUGAGAGUAAAAAUUAAUUCCAAUCCUCUUCUUGAGAUUACACACUCAAAUUCUGCAUGCAGGGGCUUUUCUUCUCAUUUUGUGUAUGCAGCACUGUUCCCAGCAUUGAAAUGAAUGAUGAAGCCCUUGCUUUCUUCUUUGAAGCCUUUGAUUUCAUAUCAGUGAACAACAACAAAAAGUUAACUGAUUUUGAUCUCUGAUUCUGAAGGCAGCUAAGUAGAGUGCCCUUACUGCAAAAUGUGUCUUGUCAGGGAAAUAAUAUUGUUGGUCAAGGCCUUAUUUAUUCAAAUAGUUGAAUUUAGCUGUACUACUAAGUAUUUUCAUAAAUGUCAGUUGGGAUAUUCAUUUCCCAACUGACAUCUUCUACACAGGGUAAGAGCCUUAAUUUAUAUUCAGGUGAUUAGAAAAAUUGGUAUCUCACUGAAGGAAGAGAGAUAAACAUGUACACAUAAUCCUUUAAAAGCACAAGUGUUAUGGUUCCUCUUGGUAUACUUUCUUCCUGAUCAUACCCUAAAAUUCUAUUUCAGUACAAAGCUUGCUUCUGGCUGACAAAGAUGUACUAUAGAUUUUAUUUUAAAGAAAGUUGUACUAUGUGAUUUGCAAAGGUUUUAAUAGUUUUUGUAUGUAUAUUGAAUAUUUAUUAAAGUUCAGUAACUAUGUUUUUACCUGA